ACAGCACUCUUCCCUGGGGUGGCCUGGGCACCCCUGUGAGUGGCUGGGGCAUAGCGAGAGUUUGGGGGUCAGUUCCCCCACCACUGGGAUCCCUGCCCUGAGCCACGGGGCUUUCCCCUUCCUGGCCUGGCUCCUGCCGCCCGUGCUGCCGGUGAAACGCUGUUGACAUGUCCUGAAUUAUUAAGCACGGGGUGGGCUCCGGAGCACAUGCUGAGUGGAGCGGCUGGGGCUGCGCUGCGUGGCGGAGCAGCGCUCGCUCCCUCGCUCACUGCUCGCUCUCUCGCAGGGACACACGCAGGGGCUGACAGCUGUGCUGGUGCUGAUAAGGGAAGCCACAAGGAGACGAUCGAGGAGAGAGACAAGCGGCAGCAGAGGCAGCAGCGGCAGAGGCAGCACCAGGGCUGCGGAGCUGCUGGGAGUGGGAGUGACGCCCCCACCUCGGGCCCCCACCCUGUCCCGGUCUUCCUCCCGCUUGCCCUGAGUUUAGAAGAGCAGCCGCUGCCACCACCACCACUCCGGAGGGCACCAGGCUGCCAGCUAGGGAGGGACAGGGGCAGGGAGGCUCUGGCCAGUCCCAGCAGCCAGGGACAGAUGCCGAUUGAGAUUGUGUGCAAAAUCAAAUUUGCUGAGGAGGAUGCGAAACCCAAGGAGAAGGAGGCAGGGGAUGAGCAGAGCCUCCUCGGGGCUGCUCAGGGGGCAGCAGCCCCCCGGGACCUGGCUACCUUUGCCAGCACCAGCACUCUACACGGGCUGGGCCGGGCCUGUGGCCCACACGCCCAUGGACUACGCAGAACCCUAUGGGCACUGGCCCUACUCACCUCGCUGGUUGCCUUCCUGUACCAGGCAGUCGGCCUGGCCCGGGGCUACCUGACCCGGCCUCACCUGGUGGCAAUGGGCCCUGCUGCCCCUGCCCCAGUGGCGGGCUUCCCGGCCGUCACCCUCUGCAACAUCAACCGCUUCCGGCAUUCAGCACUCAGCGAUGCUGACAUCUUCCACUUGGCCAAUCUGACAGGGCUGCCCCCCAAAGACCGGGACGGGCACCGUGCAGCUGGCCUGCGAUACCCGGAGCCCGACAUGGUAGACAUCCUGAACCGCACUGGCCACCAGCUCGCCGACAUGCUCAAGAGCUGCAACUUCAGUGGGCGCCACUGCUCUGCCAGCAACUUCUCCGUGGUCUAUACUCGCUAUGGGAAAUGUUACACCUUCAACGCAGAUCCACAGAGCUCACUGCCCAGCCGGGCUGGGGGCAUGGGCAGUGGCCUGGAGAUCAUGCUGGACAUUCAGCAGGAGGAGUACCUGCCCAUCUGGAGGGAGACAAAUGAGACGUCAUUUGAAGCAGGCAUCCGGGUGCAGAUCCAUAGCCAGGAGGAGCCACCCUACAUCCACCAGCUGGGGUUUGGUGUGUCUCCUGGCUUUCAGACAUUCGUGUCCUGUCAGGAGCAGCGGUUGACCUAUCUGCCCCAGCCCUGGGGCAACUGCCGGGCUGAGAGUGAACUCGGGGAACCUGAGCUGCAGGGCUACUCAGCCUACAGUGUGUCUGCCUGCCGGCUGCGCUGUGAAAAAGAGGCCGUGCUCCAGCGCUGCCAUUGCCGGAUGGUGCACAUGCCAGGCAAUGAGACCAUCUGCCCGCCAAAUAUCUACAUAGAGUGUGCCGACCACACACUGGAUUCCCUAAGCGGGGGCUCAGAGGGGCCAUGCUUCUGCCCUACCCCCUGCAAUUUGACCCGUUAUGGGAAAGAAAUCUCCAUGGUCAGGAUCCCCAAUAGGGGCUCAGCCCGAUACCUGGCAAGGAAGUACAACCGCAACGAGACCUACAUACGGGAGAACUUCCUGGUCCUGGAUGUCUUUUUCGAGGCCCUGACCUCUGAAGCUAUGGAGCAGCGAGCGGCCUAUGGCCUGUCAGCCCUGCUGGGAGACCUCGGGGGACAGAUGGGCCUGUUCAUUGGAGCCAGCAUCCUCACACUGCUGGAGAUCCUGGACUACAUUUAUGAGGUAUCUUGGGACCGACUGAAGCGGGUAUGGCGGCGGCCCAAGACACCCCUGAGGACCUCCACUGGAGGCAUCUCCACUCUGGGGCUGCAGGAGCUGAAGGAGCAGAGUCCCUGUCCGAGCCGGGGUUGUGCUGAAGGUGGGGGCGCCAGCAGCCUGCUCCCCAAUCACCACCACCCUCAUGGCCCCCCAGGAGGCCUCUUUGAAGACUUCGCUUGCUAGGAUAGUGCUGUGUCAGAGGACCCAGGAGUCUGGGACCCUCUCCGGACCCCCAGCUUCUCUCCUGCUCAUGGGACAGAAGGCCCGGGACAGCCCGGGGCUGAGGGGAAAGGGUGGUGCUCACUGCCAGCCAGCACUCAGCUCUGGCUCUCACAAGACCCUUGCCCCAGCUUCUCUGCACAAGGGUCCUCCUUGUCCAAACUCCCCACUCCCAGGCUGAUACCCAAGGAGUGCUGCAGACCAUGGGCUCCUGUGGAGGGGAAGGAGGGAAGGAGAGGGAGGUGGAGCUAGAGCCCACCCUGGCAGGAUGGAACUCUCUGUACAUUUGUAUAUACUUAGGGCAGAUAGGGUGGGGGGGUACAGAUGUAGAAGGUGGGUGGGCCAGGGUGGGUGAUUCAGGGAAGGCCAGGGUCCCAGCCAAACGUCAGCAGGAGAGGGCGAGCCCCUAGGAGUCAGGUGUGCUGGGCUGAUCCUACGUCCCCCUCUCCAGGGCCAGCUCCCCUCUGAGCAGGGAGAGAGAGUGGCCCAGCCAGCCUGGCUCAGCUCUCAGCUCCCCCUGCACUAACCCCAGCCCGAGUCCCUUCCACAGGGAGCAGCCAGACCUUUCAGACCUUGGCUGAUUUUGGGGGAUGGAAAAGGAGGCUUCUCAGGCCUCUCCCUCUCCAGACUGGUUUUAUAAAGUGCUGACAAAAUUGGGAAUAAAG
Messenger RNA from Fukomys damarensis (Damara mole-rat), 2912 nucleotides. RefSeq names its product acid sensing ion channel subunit family member 4 (gene Asic4). Gene Ontology annotation, biological process: sodium ion transmembrane transport. The record is from RefSeq and is a predicted model, not a curated record. Gene Ontology annotation, molecular function: ligand-gated sodium channel activity. NCBI's taxonomy places the organism in Eukaryota, Metazoa, Chordata, Mammalia, Rodentia, Bathyergidae. Gene Ontology annotation, cellular component: membrane.